AUGCGACCAUGUACAUUUCGCUCUCAUGGUCAAUUAUAUGAUUAUGUUAUUAUUAUCAAAUAUACAAUUGCACAAACAAAACUAAAUCAUGCGAUUAAAACAUAUCCUCAUACACCACCUGUUUCAAAACUUUAUCCCGGUAAUCCAAAUAUACAUUCAGAAAUGCGAUUGAUUAUCAAUAAUUUACCCGAUGCUGGUCUUGUACAUCAAUUUCAAUCAACUUAUGUAGCUUCCGCAUUCUUAUUAGAGAAGAAAAAUCAUAGUUGGAUAUUAGUUAUUGAUUAUAAAAAAUGA
Rotaria sp. Silwood1 is the source of this 294-nucleotide messenger RNA. Lineage: Eukaryota; Metazoa; Rotifera; Eurotatoria; Philodinida; Philodinidae. The record is from the annotation of a GenBank genome assembly.